Messenger RNA from Loxodonta africana (African savanna elephant), 4380 nucleotides. RefSeq names its product histone H3.1. Gene Ontology annotation, cellular component: nucleosome. The coding region runs from base 5 to 415 and encodes 136 amino acids. Gene Ontology annotation, molecular function: DNA binding; protein heterodimerization activity; structural constituent of chromatin. NCBI's taxonomy places the organism in Eukaryota, Metazoa, Chordata, Mammalia, Proboscidea, Elephantidae. The record is from RefSeq and is a predicted model, not a curated record. The transcript has a single exon.
AGCUAUGGCUCGUACCAAGCAGACAGCUCGCAAGUCUACCGGCGGCAAAGCGCCGCGCAAACAGUUGGCCACCAAAGCUGCCCGCAAGAGCGCGCCGGCCACUGGCGGCGUAAAGAAGCCUCACCGCUACCGGCCCGGCACCGUGGCGCUGCGCGAGAUCAGGCGCUACCAGAAGUCAACUGAACUGCUGAUUCGCAAGCUGCCUUUCCAGCGGCUGGUGCGCGAGAUCGCGCAGGACUUCAAGACCGACCUGCGCUUCCAGAGCUCUGCGGUUAUGGCACUGCAGGAGGCGUGUGAGGCCUAUCUGGUGGGGCUCUUUGAGGAUACCAACUUGUGCGCCAUCCACGCCAAGCGUGUCACCAUCAUGCCCAAGGACAUCCAGCUGGCCCGCCGCAUUCGCGGGGAGAGAGCCUAAACUGUCCAUCUGGGCUUGCUAGUUUUUUUUCCCUUCCCAAAGGCUCUUUUCAGAGCCACUCACACUCCCACUGAAAGUAGCUGCAAACACAGUGUUGACGUUCUGGGGCAGAAUUGUUGAAAAGGGGAGGAACGUUACCACCGAGAUACCCAACGACUGAGAUCUCAUUUAGCUGCAAAAAAAAAAAGUUAUAACCAUCAAUUUCACAUUAGCUACAGUGGUUAGCAGUGGGUUAAGUCAAUUUUCUUAAAGCAACUGUCAGCACAAAUGAACAAAACCACUUCCCGGAUUAAAAACUUCCCUAGGCCACUUGGACAAUCUAUAUGUUAAAAGCUGUUUGGCAGUUUGUCAAACAGACUACAAUGGGAUUUAGAACACAGUUAUUUGCAUUUCCUUCUCUGCAGUGGUUAAAAGCUAGGCUGCUAAACAAAAAGUUUGCAGUUUUGCUCCUUGGAAACCUGUAGGGCAGUUCUCUCCUAUAGGGCCACUAUGAGUCGGAAUCCACUGGACCGCAACGGGUUUUUUGCUUUUCCCCCACUUAGGUGGCUGCAACAAUGGGCUCAAACAUAACAACUAUAGUGAGGCUGGCGCAGGGCCGGACAGUGUUUCGUUCUGUUGUACAUAGGGUCGCAACGAGUCGGAACAGACUGGAUUCCACUUAACAACAACCCCCCCUUUAGAAUGUAAAUGUCUGGGGAGAUGAGUGCUUUGUUUUGUGUACCCACCGUGCCUAGAAUGAUACCUUAAACUUGCUCCAUAGAGAUGAGUUAGUUGAACGGUCUAGAUUCCCAGGAGACAGAGGCUAUCUGUAGUUAAGUGAAUUCAGGCAAUGUGGGUGUUUUUUGUUCGUUUUGUUUUGUUGCCCAGGUAUCUAGCAAUGGUUAGUAGACUUCAACUUGUCUCAUACUGAAUUUUAUAUAUAUAUAUCACUCCAAAAAGAACAAAAAACCUGAAUAUGAUUGGACUUAAUCAGUAUGAGAGAAAUGUUACUGUUCAAACUGUAACAUUUGAUUCUCAAGAGAGUCGUAUUGCUUAUUGUCUAGCAGUAAUUUGCCUUCUGGCAAUCCUACAGAUAAAGCUCUGAAAUGUUUACUAUCCUUCACAUUCACUCCAAGAUUUCGAUACUAUAAAAUUAGCAAAUUACCCCAUCCAUCGAUUCUUAUUUGCCAGCUUCCAGGAGCCUGACAAUGCAGAAGUAUGUCUGAGGAGCAAUACACAGGCACCCUGCCAUCAAAACCUGGUUGCUGAGCCCUGCAGGCUGAUUGCCUGACCUUAUAUUGAUGACUUCGCUAAGGUAGAAGCUACAGCGGAGUUAUUUGAGGCAACAGCUCCCACCCCCGCACCCCACACCUGAGGGCUUCCUUAUGAUUCUGUAUCCGUUACGUGAUGACAUACCUACGUGUAUGAAACACCAGAUCCAGGAGAUAUGCAUUCCCCCAAAUCUAAAGAAUUUUACUCAUUUUUUCUUUCUAUAGAAUAUACAUGCCAUAAGCCAAAGUUGUCUUGUUCCAUUCACUAUUGUAUCUCUAGAAUGGAAAGAGCCCCACAUAGGACAGGUAUCCCAUAAAUACUUGUUGAAUGAGUGAAUUUGCUAACUUGUAUGCAUUCUUUGCUUUAAAAUUCAGAAAGCACUGGCAUAUAUUAUUUCCUUUGUUCCUCAGAGAACUUCAGAAAGGAUAGAUCGAUUGUUUACAAAGAAAUCCCAGAGAGGACUCAGCCCAAAUUUUGUACCUUAAAUAAAUAUACUUCAUAAAUAAGAAUGGUUUUAGCUUAAAGAGAUACAACGGUCUUUUAUUUCCUACACAAUAAUUCCCCAAAUUGUCCUGUUUUUAAAUUCCAAUACUCUCUUUAAUCUGCUUUCCCAUUCAGUCUCACACAUUUCAUCCCAGAUGUGUAGCCACCACUAUUUUUAUUCUCCAUGGUGAGUAGAUGUCAUAUUGACAACAACUAUUAUAUAAAGCUUUAUAGUUUCCAAAUAUAUUCACAUGUGCAUUUUGUAUGUGACCCUGACAAUAGUCUCUAGGGUUUAGAAGGGGUACAAGGUACUCUCUUACUAGCUCUGCAAAGUUUGUCUUUUCCAGUACUGCUUUAGUAUUGAAGGACAGCCCUGGGCUGGUGGAUACCAGUUCAUAAUUCUUUCCACAAUCUCCGGCUGAGAGCAAAGUGGGAAGGAGAUGAUCUACAUAAGCCUCCAAUGGCUAUAAUAACCCAUUGCCAUCAAGUUGCCCCUGACUCAUAGUGACCCUAUAGGACAGAGUAGAACUGCCCCCACAGAGUUUCCAAGGGGCUGCUGGUAGAUUCGAACUGCCGACCUUUUGGUUAGCAGCUGAGCUGUUAACCACUAUGCCACCGGGGCUCCACAGGACAAUAAAUAAGGAAAAUAUUUAAAUAAAUAAGCUGGGAGGCAGAGAGCCCUGUUUUUCUUUAAUAGGGAAGGCAGAAGUUAAAUGUUUUUCUUAUCUCUUUUAACUCCUCAGCAUUCCAGGUCAACUACGGACUAGUGAGGAUAUUUUCAAUUUGAAGCCUAUAUCUGGGUAUAGAAGUGGUGGUUUUAGGAAAUGUCCAAAAAUUCUUUGAUAUGCCUCUGUAUGUUUCUAUAAUGAUCUCAAAUCUCAUAAUGUAGAAGUCACUACUAUGCUUUUGAAAUAUAUAUGUAUAAGCACUCAUAGCGUUAACUUAGAAAUAUGCCUAUCUUUGUGAGGCUCUCUAACAUUAACUAUAAGUCAUUAGAAACUGUUAAGUCAUAAGAAAGUUAUUUACAAAAGCUUUGAACUUAGACAAGAAACUUCAAGUAUGUAAAGAACAUAAACAACCUUUAAGUUCACUUUGACUGGCAUGCUGUGACACAAGAAAAUAGAACAUAGUUAAUAUCUAAACAACCUCCCUAAUCUCUAACCUUGAAGAAAAAGUGAGUCCUUCAGCUGGUUUCUAACCCCAGAGAAAAGAAAUAACAUCCUAAUCUUUGAUGUCACACUGCACCUUGUCAUGUGGAGCCAAGGUAACAAAUUCAUAUAAAACCAAGACUCAUUGUCAUAGAGUCGAUUCAGACUCAUAGUGACCCUUUAGGACAGAGUAGAACUGCCCCAUACGGUUUCCAAGGCUGUAAAUCUUUAGCAGCAGGCUGCCACAUCUUUCUCCCACAGAGUGGCUGGUGAGUUUGAACCACUGAUCUGUUGGCUGGCAGCUAAGUGCUUAACCACUGUGCCACGAGGGCUCCUCAAAUUCACAUAUAAACCCUAAAUUUCUGCUCACUCACAGAGAAAAGGCAGAGAUGGAACUGAGAUUCUGUCUGCCACCGCUGACCUUGAACUCUAGCUAUUAGAAACCUCCACCUCCUUAUAGCCAGUUCAAGCCACGGUUAAGCCUUCCUCCUGAGACCUACUAUUAAAGGCAAAAGCCUGAAGUCUGAAGAUUUGGACUCUAAACAUUGAAUUACCUUUGUUAUUGUAAUUGUUAGUUCUAAUUCUCCUCUUCUAAAUGAAUGUUGUGAGAUCUUACUUGUAUGCCUUAUCAUGACUACCUUGCAAUAAACUAAACAAAUUUAUGCAUGUUAAACCUGAGUAUCUCUCUAUUAAACUUCUAAGAUAAAAUCUUAUAACAGAUUUUAUCUUAGAACACAACAGGUAACUCCUCCCUUCAAAAAGCGGAGCCUAAUUCCCCUCCUCUUGAGUUUUUUUUUUUUUUUUUUGUAUGGGCUGAAUUUAGAGACUGCUUUCUAACCGAUGCAGUAAAGCAAAUAACAUAAAAUGAAAGUGAUGGUGAGCUACUUCAGAGACUGUGCUUCUUGCUUGCUCUCUCUCAUUCACUUGCUCUGCGGAACCCUGCUGCCAUGAUGGGAGGACACUCAGGCCGCCCUGCAGAGAAACCCGCAUGGCCAGAAGUUGAGGCCUUCUCCAAAAGUCAUUGGGGAACUACCACAGCCAUGUGGUUGAGCCAUCUCUAGCUCCACUCAGUCAAGCAUCAGA